Molecule: messenger RNA, 299 nt
Organism: Staurois parvus
Lineage: Eukaryota; Metazoa; Chordata; Amphibia; Anura; Ranidae
Source: the annotation of a GenBank genome assembly
GCAUCUUCAGUGUGGGCACCCGGCUGUGACAGCUUGCAACUUCACAGCCAGGUGCUCAUUGCACAGGGGGGCGGACUGACAACUCAUGGGGCCCCCGGGCAGCUGCGCUUUGUGAAUGGCCCAGAAGACUACGGAGGGGAGGACAACGUCUGCUUCCGAUCGCCUAGGCGAUUGCCACAGAAGUGGGAACCUGUCAAAUUCAAUGUCAGUACACCCCCCCUCCCCCCAUUCCCCAAAGGUCUCAAUCCUUAACCAGUCCUUAAAGCGGUAGGAACUUCCCCUUUUGGGUGGAGCUGCGC